UUCGUAUUUCACAUUUUUGUUUUAUUUACGUGUGUUCUCUGAAUUUUGUCGCCCCAUUAACUUAUCCUGGGUAGUUCCUUGUUCCGCACAAGUGCAAUAGUGAUUGUUGAAUAGUGCUGUGUGGUAAUGCUAGUCCAGUAUAUGCGUAGAUUGCUUCCCCGGAUUAUCCCUCUCAGAUCAUCCACCGCAUGUUACUCCGCACAACAUCAGAAGCCAGAUGAAUCUGGCACCACCCAUUUCGGUUACGAAACCGUGGCGGAAAGUGAGAAAUGGCAAAAAGUACACAAAGUAUUCGAACAAGUGGCCUCCUCUUACGACCUGAUGAACGAUGCAAUGUCCUUCGGGGUCCAUCGCUUGUGGAAGGACAUAUUCAUGGAACGCUUAGCGCCAAUUGGCGGUGGUAAUCGAUUGUUGGAUAUGGCCGGCGGGACCGGCGAUAUUGCUUUCCGUUAUCUUAAAUACCUGAACAAUCAACCGCCGGAGGAUCAUCAAGUUACCAAUCACGUAACAGUUUCGGAUAUCAAUCAAAACAUGCUGGAUGUUGGUAAAGAGCGAUACAAAAGAUUAGACAUAAAACCUAGAAACUGUACAAUCGAUUGGGUCUGCGCCAAUGCCGAAAAAUUGCCUUUUGCCGAUAACUCAUACACUGCCUAUACAAUCGCGUUCGGAAUUCGUAAUGUUACGCACAUUGAUAAGGUGCUUUCUGAAGCUUAUCGGGUACUUAAACCAGGAGGACGAUUUCUUUGCCUUGAAUUCAGUCAUGUUUCCAACGACUAUUUGAGAUGGAUUUACGACCAGUACUCGUUUCAAGUAAUUCCUCCCAUGGGUCAAAUCCUGGCCAAUCAAUGGCAACCAUACCAGUAUUUGGUGGAAAGCAUACGAAAAUUCCCAAAGCAAGAGGAGUUCAAAGCAAUGAUUCAGGAUGCAGGUUUCAAGUCCGUUCAAUAUGAAGAUCUAACAUUUGGAGUAUGUGCAAUGCAUUCUGGGUUUAAAUUAUAAAUCUAAAAAUCCAAAAGAAAAAAAAAACUGAAAUUUCAUUGCUCA
This is a messenger RNA of Armigeres subalbatus, 1044 nucleotides long. RefSeq names its product 2-methoxy-6-polyprenyl-1,4-benzoquinol methylase, mitochondrial-like. Gene Ontology annotation, molecular function: methyltransferase activity. The record is from RefSeq and is a predicted model, not a curated record. Bases 127 to 999 code for a protein of 290 amino acids. Lineage: Eukaryota; Metazoa; Arthropoda; Insecta; Diptera; Culicidae. Gene Ontology annotation, biological process: ubiquinone biosynthetic process. The transcript is spliced from 4 exons.